This is a messenger RNA of Metopolophium dirhodum (rose-grain aphid), 1326 nucleotides long. RefSeq lists its product as uncharacterized. Lineage: Eukaryota; Metazoa; Arthropoda; Insecta; Hemiptera; Aphididae. The transcript has 2 exons. The coding region runs from base 646 to 1260 and encodes 204 amino acids. The record is from RefSeq and is a predicted model, not a curated record.
GUCAAUAAAGUGUAAAUAAUCAGUAAGGUAAUAGACUUUCUUUCGUUUGGUCCCUGAUCCACUUGGUGGCACAUCUUUAAGUUGGCGUAAAUAUCGUCCACGGAUAUUUCGCCACUUUUCUUUACAAUCAGCCACUACAAAAAUUAAUAAUCACAAUUAUAAUAUUUUUGACACUUUAAAACUAAAUAUGUUCAGUAAGUGUAUAAUAUAUAAAUAUACUCAUACAAUUAUAAAAAAAUAAUUUGAAGUACUAUGAGUUGUUUACUACUCUUUAGAUACCUUGCAAUGGGAGGUAACGUUAAAGCACACUCCAUGUAUUUUUUGAGAGGAGAGUCUACUACAAGGAAUAUCAUUGCAGAAACAACUAUGGCCAUUUGGGAAUGCCUAAAAGAAAAAUAUAUGCCGCCACCAACAAAAGAAAAAUGGGAAAACGUUUCGCAACGUUAUUUGGAUUUAUGGAAUAUACCCAAUUGCCUAGGUAAAUUUUAUACUAAAAUGUCUACCUAACUUAAAUUUAUAUAAUUUGAAGAAAAUAAUUAAUGUUAUUUUGAAGGUGCUAUAGAUGGCAAACAUUUUAAAAUUAAAUGCCCUCCAAAAACGGGAUCAGCUUUUUUCAACUACAAGCAAUAUUUUAGUAUUGUUUUAAUGGCAUGUGUAGAUGCUGAUGGACUUUUUUUGACCAUUGAUGUUGGUGAUUAUGGUAGGAACAGUGAUGGUAGGGUGUUUAGAAGAAGUUCGUUAGGCAAAGCCAUUGAAAAUGAUUUGCUGGAUGCCCCUGACCCAAAGCCUUUACCUGGCUGGGACUCAAAGGGCCCUUUCCCACAUUUUUUUGUAGCAGAUGAAGCCUUUCCAUUGAAAAAAAACCUGAUGAGACCUUUUCCCAAAAGAUCAUUAAAUAAAACCAGAAGGAUUUUUAACUACAGGUGCUCCAGAGCCAGAAGAAGCGUAGAAUGCUCAUUUGGAAUGCUUGUUUCUAAAUUUAGAGUAUUUGAGCAACCUCUAGCUUGUAAGGUAAAAACAUGUGAAUCUGUUAUUAAAGCAGCAUGUGUUCUGCAUAAUUUCAUACGAAUGCGAGAAGGUACAUUUUCUACACCAUCACAUCCUCAAUCAAUUGAUUCAAUGGGAGUACAAAAUAAUAAAGAACUACCACUUAUUCAAGUAGCAAGACCCACAAGAGUUGCAGAAAAUAACAGAGAGUUAUUGUGUAGUUAUUUUAUAUCAAAUGAAGGUCAGGUACCUUGGCAAGAAAAUUGUUCUUAAUGCACAUUUGAUAUAGGAAAAUAAUAAAUAACUUUUAAAUGUUAAUUAAAUAGUUUAAAAUAAAUA